Apis cerana (Asiatic honeybee) is the source of this 5136-nucleotide messenger RNA. Its product is annotated as adenylate cyclase type 10. Gene Ontology annotation, biological process: cyclic nucleotide biosynthetic process; intracellular signal transduction. Lineage: Eukaryota; Metazoa; Arthropoda; Insecta; Hymenoptera; Apidae. Gene Ontology annotation, cellular component: cytoplasm. The record is from RefSeq and is a predicted model, not a curated record. Gene Ontology annotation, molecular function: adenylate cyclase activity.
AAAUUGGAGAUACGCACCGGUAAUUCGAUGUAACCUAAAUUUCGUGUAUAUAUUAAUUAUUUACGUAUUAUCCUGAUGAUAAAUCGUAAAUAUAAUGGACAGAGCAAGAAAGAAGAAAGAGAGAAUAUGAUAUUACAAUGACAGAUAAAAAAUCACAAAUCGCACGGAUGAGAAUCGAAUAUCACACGAAAAUAUUUGCCUCGAUGUGUCCGGAUGAAAUAUUGGAUUAUUACGACGAUUAUAAAACUCGAAUGUAUUACACGACUUUAAUGCUUGGCGAUGUGUCGGGUUUCACAGAGCUCGCCGAGAAAUACACUAAGAUUGGAAAAGGCGGGCCAUCGAAAUUAUCGGAGACAUUGAACUCUUAUAUCGGUGCUAUGGUGCAAGAAAUACUUUAUCACGAAGGUGACGUGUUGAAAUUUUCCGGGGACGCGUUCAUAGUGAUGUGGAAGCUUCACAAAGGGAUGAUGAUGCGAGAUUUGGCCGUGACAGCGAUGCAAACUGCUUGCAUCAUUCAGAAACACUUUGGAACUUACGAAACUGAAAUUGGAGUCACUCUUAAAGUAAAAUUGGCAAUUGCUUCUGGGAAAAUAUAUUUCACGUCUAUCGGAGAUCCAGACACCAUGUCUUACUACAUUAUCACCGGAAAACCGGUAUGGGAUGUGAAAUUUGCUGAAGGCCUUUGUCGAGGAGGCGAUAUCAUAGUAGCUCCGAGUAGCUGGCAAUGGGUGAAUCCGCACGAAUAUAUCCAUGAAACACUUCCCGAUGGUAUACACACCCUUAUUAUAACUUGCACAGCCAUGUGGUAUCAAGUGGUAUCAAGGGAAGAUGAAAUAACCGAGGAAGAAGAGGAGGAGGAAUAUACGAUAGAAAAAUACGAUCCAAGCAUCAUAGCCAGAAUGCGUAUAGAGGAAGAACCUGAAUUGGACGAAUUGCUGACCAGGCAACGAUACGAGCAUGAAAAGUUCGAGGAGGUCGAUUACAGCUGUAAGAGAAUCGUAGUGUGUCGAAAUAAAGAAAUUCUAUGCUUAGAAACGCAUGUUUUAGUACGGCCUAAAGUUAUAAAAGCGGCAGAAAGUCAUCUGAAAGGAGCUUUAAAAAGUUACAUGUUGAGACCUGUCGUUCGUUCCGUGGAAAUGGACGAACCAUUGGAAUAUCUAACCGAAAUGAGACAAGUGGUGAUUCUGUUCAUCAAUGCGAUUACCGUCGAUGUGUACAAAGAAGCUUUAGUUAAUUUAGUGAAUAUCGUUUAUAAAUUUGUGUGCCAGAUCGUCGGUGAAAUGCACGGAUGCGUGAACAAGACGUCCCUCUUCGACAAAGAUUUGAUGUUCCUCUGCGUGUUCGGUUUAAGAGGCGAUAAGCACGAAUUAGAGUCGCAGAUCGGUUUGAAAUGCGCGUUUAAAUUAAGAUCCACUCUCACGGAGAUGAAAAAUAUUAAAUCCGUGACCGUAGCUGUGACCACAGGGAUGACGUAUUGUGGAGUAGUUGGACAUAUUUUGCGAAGGGAAUAUACAGUGAUCGGAACGUCGGUGAAUAAAGCUGCGAGGCUUAUGGUAGCUUAUAAGGACAAGGUGAUUUGUGAUCGAGAAAGUUUUCUUCAUUCUCAUCUGGAGGCUAGUCAUUUCAUUUUACAAGAGCCAAAAUACUUGAAGGGGAUCUCACAUAUUGGACCGAUAUACGAGUUCGAAGAACAUCCAAAGUUCGUCUCGUCGUAUUUAAUUUGGAAUUCAUAUCCUUUACUCGAUCGAAUCAAUGAAAUUAAAACGUUUAAAUCGAUGUUAACAAAAAUGAUAGAGUAUAACACUAUAAAUAAAGAAGAACGUGGUCCACGACCAGAAUACAACACGCUUGUUAUAAAGGGUGAACCACGAAUAGGAAAGACAAGAUUGCUAGAUGAAUUUACACGGAAUAUUUCACCGAACAUACGUUAUAAUUAUAUUAACUUGCAACCAGAAGAUAGCCAGAACCCGUACAUGAUGAUGAAUUUAAUAUUUUCAAAAGCUCUCGAUUUUACCGCGAUGUCCACGCAAAAAGAACGCGAGGAUAAACUACUUUUGCGUCUAGGAAAGGUGAAAUACCCGUAUUUCCUGUGUGUUUUCAAUGAACCUUUCAACGUAAAAUUCCCUAUCACUUCUAAUUACAACGAUUUAAACGAGACACAGAAACGAAAGCUUUUAAGGAAGUUCUUAUUAAAAUUAAUAAAAGGUAGUUUCAGAGAGUUGUGGGUGAAUAUCAUAGAUGAUGCGGAAUAUAGCGACCCAAAUUCCUUAGAGAUAAUAGAAUUGCUUGGAAUAGACAAGUGGUAUCAUGCUGCGUUAGCGUGUCAGAUGCUUAACGUCAAUGGUCUACCCGCGGAGCUUGAAAAAAUAAUACAGGAAAAAAGUCUCGGUAAUCCUGGUUGGAUCGAAAGUUAUCUAUUGAGUCUUCUUCAAGUUGGAGAUAUAGAAAUACUACAUAUAACGAAAAGAGAAGCGAAUAAUAAAGGUUACGUGUUACCUCCUCCACAUAUGUUAAAAAGACUUGUUUCGCACAUAGAUGAAAUUACCGAUGUUCGCGAUGAUAGAUGGCAGAUGUACAUGGCAAGUUAUAAGGAAAGCAAGCCUUUGAUAACAAGGCCAGAAAAUAUGCAUAGACAUUUGAGUAUAGACCCCGAGGAGACUAAGAUCGCCAAAAUAUUUAUAUCAGUUAUGAUAUUGAAGCUUUUCGAUUCAUUGACACCUCUUGAUCAACUUAUUUUGAAAUGUGCUUCCGUGAUCGGGGAAACUGUAAAUAGACACAUGUUAGAAAGUUUAAUGGCCAUCACUUCUAAAAGAGACAUCGGUCUUGGUAACGCAUAUAUUUGUUAUUUCUGAAAUAUGAUUGAUGAUUUAGAAAUGCAUAAUUUAUUAGCUCUUACGAAACUCUUCGAAAUACGAAUCUUUGGCUGCGCAAUUGGGGAUUUUACCAAAACUAAAGGCCCUAUAAUAUUUAUCAAAAAUAUACGAAAUAAUGACUCAGAUGUCUUCUGCAAGUGUAUCGGCCUUACUAUUCCAGAUGAAUUGAAAGAUUUGCCAAAAUAUGCUUCUUGUGGGUUGAUAAGAUUCAAAAUGACGAUGUUCCGUGAAACUACUUAUCGAUUACUGACAGAAAAUCAAAAAAUAGAGUUGCACAAUCAAGCACUGAAAUAUUUACAAUAUCAUACAAGACGGUGUAUUUCUUGCGGAGAAGGUCGAUUCGUAAAAUUAUUAGGAGAGGUAUCGAAAAUAGAACAAAGAAAGAAAACGAUAACGCAGUUAGAUGAAAUAUUCGAAGAAGAUAUUUAUGAAGAGGAAGAAGAUGAGAAGAAGAAAAAAGGCAAGAUAUUUCUUACUUGUAUGAACAUAUUUCGAACUAUCGAAAGAAAACCAACACUCACAUUUUCGGAUUUGGACUUUUCCAAUUGCCUAUGUGAUCUGAUAUUGAUGACUACGUACACUCAAAUGCUUGACCAUUGUCGCGGUAUUGGAAAACUGGACAUAAUACUAACUGCUCUUUUAGAGUUUUCAGAAAUUUGUAUAGUUUCUUUUAAUAUACCUCAAGCUAGAAAGCUUUUAAAAGAAAGCGAAGAUGUUCUCGAAAAGCUACUUGAAUUGGACGAAAACGAAAUAGUUAUUUUCCCCUUUUUUGCUGCAAAAAUACAAAUUCUUCAAGGCCAAUGCCUUCUUGAAACUGGCUCUAUUUUUGAAGCUGAAGAAUUAUUCGAAAAGGCAAUGUUAAAUUUAGGAUAUAAAUUUCCAAAACUUGAAAUGAUGAUCGAUAUAAACUCGAUAAUGCAAUUAUUGAAUCUGAAAUUAAAAUUCAUUUUUAUGAAAGAUAUUAAAUAUUUCGAAGAGGAGUAUCAGGAUUAUACUAAACAAUUAGCAACAUGUUUGAUACAAAUGUUUAAACUCUACAGGAUUAGAGGAAUGAAGAAGCACGCUCGUUUAGCAGCAAUUUGGAGUUUGAACGCAGCUUUGGAUCUAACUAGUAAGGAUACGUAUACUCUCUGUAUAUCGCUCAGCAAUAUGUUAAUCACUGCACAUAUGUAUCAAGAUAGAUAUAUCAUACCUUAUUUAGAAGAGAAGGGUAUUCUUAUUUCUAGUGAGAAGACAGGAGUACUCGAAGCUCAAGAACUAAAAGUGAUCGCCCGGCUUUAUGCGGCAAUAUUUUUUUCUCGAUGGUUAAGAGCAGACUGUGCGAAAGCCAUCCACAUUGGUUUCAUUACUAAUAGAAUAGCCAGUAUGAUUGGAUCCACAUCCUUGAAAAUAUUGAUGCUACCACGAUUAAUUCAUUUGUUAUUACUGUCUUGCCGACUCUCGGAAGCAAUCACUCAAUUAAGAGAAUUAGAAUUUGUGUCCCAGAAUCAUUUUGAUAAAUCUGGACGUACUUGGUAUUAUGCACUUUGCGCUGACAUUUAUUUAGAUACCGGAAUGUCAAUUGUAUCUUUCCAAAUUUGCGAACAAUAUUUUCUUCAUGAGGGCGAACGAAUGAUAAGUUUAUACAAUCCAGAAGCAGAAAAUCGAUAUUUCACAUGCAUGUGGCUAUGGUGCAUUAGAACUGAACAAUGGGAUGCUGCAAAAGUAUGGAGAAAUAGAAUCAUAGAAACACCUAUUAUGGAUGAACAUAUAGUAGCAGCAACAAUAACUUUUUUAAAAAAACUCGAAGGAUUAUUAAUUCUUUAUGUGCAUAAAUUAAACACCAGAAAUAUGGCUGCAACUAUUACUAUGAGAGAAAUAAAAAAUAUGUUUAAAUAUGCAAAAAAAGUGACCAAGAUUGUUAUAAUUACAAUUCCCAGAUAUAUGUUAUUAAAAGCAUAUUAUUGGAUGAUAAAAUCACAAAAAAGUAGAGCAAUAAAGAUGUUAAAAAAAGUAAAAAAAAUAUGCGAAAAAAUGGAAAAUAAAUUGAUUCUCAUAUGGGCACAACAUUGUGAAAAGGUUUGGUUAAGCGGAAUUUCUCCUCUACAUACAGAAAUGUGGAAAGAAAUCUCGAAGGUAGAUAAAUGGGAUGAAAUUAAUGCAAAUAAUUCACAUAUGGUAGUCUUUACUUUUCCUCUGCCAAAUUAUCUUUUUUUGUAAUUUUUUAUUAUAAUUUUAAUUAAAAUAGUUAUAAUAUAAUAAUAAAAUAUAUACAACAGCAAAA